GUGACCUUGAGACCACGCCCUUUGCCCCAGGGUAAUGCCUUGAACAAUUUUUAAUCUACAACAUAUCCUCAUCCUUAUGUGUAAGUUUGGUGAUAAUCUGCCCUGUGGUUCUUGAGAAGAAGAUUUUUUAGCAACCACUACUUUUGUUUGUAUUUUCCUGAUUAUCUCCCCUUGUUAAAGGGUCACAUCCCUUUAUUUAGUAUGUAUGAAAGCCCUUGGGCCAAUGAUACCCUGUACCAAAUUUGAAAGAAAUUGGCCAAGGGGUUCUUGAGUUAUAGCCCUUUUUCUAAAAAGUUUACGCACACCGCACACCGCACAAAUGGCCAUAGCAUUAGCUCUUUGAGCCUUUGGCUCAGAAGAGCUAAAAACACAAUAGAGGAAAUUCGAGUCACAACUUUGUUUUGAAUUAGACUGGUAGAGUGUGAUCAUGAUUCGCAUUUAUUCAUACUAGCAAUUAAAUCAUCGACAAUAAAAACAAUAAUAUUCACUUUUUCUUUUUAAACCACUAUCUUACUUUCAAGGUAUUGUUAUCAUAAUCAUAAUGAAAUAAAUCAGUCGAGACUCGAGUAUAGGACAACAUUGGUGGGAUGCCGAUCUCGAUGAUUCUUGCAUGUAAAAUGAAUAAUUAUUAGUAAGUUUCUGUAGAUAUUUUUGAUAAAGGAGCUGCACUAGAUAUAUAAUUUAAUAUAUUAGUUAAAAUGCACGUCUUCUCAUUAAAAUAUGUGCAUAAAUGAAGUUCAUAUGUCGAUCACAAUUUCAGAUGUAGAAUUAAAAACCAAAGCAUUUUCUGGUUUUUAAAACAAAAUAAUUCAAUAAUACCAAUUGUUUUAUUGUCUUUUGGUGUUUGUUUUUUUCAUCACCAUACUUCACAAGAAUGGCUGAUUACAACCAUAUAAAAUGUUUACAAUUACCUAUGGGUCGAAUUAUGCGAGCGUCGAACAGCAGGGCUACCGCUAUAUUUAGGGUAGAGUCUAUUCAAGGUAUCACACAUCGUCGGAAACCCACGGUUGAUUACGCUUCGUUCCUCUCUCCAUCACCCGUGGGUCCAUUCAUACCUAUUCGCUCGUUCUCAUGAAUAAUUCAUGAGGCAAUUUGAUUGGGCGCUUUACGUAUACCCUGAGCGAAUUCGUCCAAUCAAAAAGACGCUUUCAGUCCAAUUUCGGUAUACAAUUCAAAAUGGCGAUUGCUGAACGGUUCGGAAUAAGCAAAUUAAAGGAUUUCCAAGAAGACACCAUAAACAAGUUGUUAGAAGGAAGAGAUUAUAUUUGUCAAUGAAGACAGGGGGCGGGAAAAGCUUAUGUUAUCAAGCUUUCCCAUUGUUGUGGACUGAAAAACAUCGAAAUCCCUGCAAUGUUUUAGUGAUAACCCCUCUGAUUUCAAUAAUGAAAGAGCAGUGCGAGUCUUUGAUGUCACUUGGAUUUACUGCGACCUACAUCGGAAGAAACUCAGAAGAAGAUGAUCAAAUAACAGAUGAGAAGUUUCAGUUUUUAUUUACCUCUCCGGAAGCGAUUUUAUCCGUUACGAAAUGGCGUGAAAUGGUGACCAGGAGCCAGCACUUCAAAUUGAUUGUUGUAGACGAGGCCCAUACUGUUUUACGAUGGGGAGAAAGUGGUUGCAGAGGUGAUGAACCUUUCAGAGUGUGGUAUGGUAAAAUUGGAGAAAUACGAUCCCUGAUUCAAUGCCCUAUUUUACUGAUAACUGCAACUGCUAACAAGGCAGCUAGAUCUGACCUGAAGAGAAAGUUUGCCAUGAAUGAUUGCUUUGAAUUGAUUGACAAUCCUGAUAGAGACAAUAUUAAACUCUUUGUGAAAAAGGUCAAAAGUACAAUACCAAUAGCAGAUUUAUUCUUGUUUUUAGUAAGAUUAUUGAAGGAAAAAAAAGAGCUAUGUGAACGUUAUAUUAUUUUUUGUCCUUCUAUCAAGUUAUGUGGAGAUGUAUUUAGUGCAUUUAAGAUGGAAAAAACUCAGAACAUUGAUAUGUAUCAUUCAAAAACAAUUGAAACUGUAAAAGAAAAUAUUAAACAGGAUAUGCAGGAUGAAAAUGGUAAAAUAAGAGUAUUGAUUGCAACAAGUGCUGCAGGAAUGGGGGUUAAUUUUAAAGGUGUAAACAAUGUAAUUCACUUUGGUCCACCAAAGGAUAUGGAUUCUUUUGUACAGCAGUUAGGUAGAGCAGGACGAGAUGGUUCACAAACAGCAAUGGCCUUAUUACUUUAUAAUUCAAGACAAUGCAAAAAUUUAGAUGAUGAUAUGAAAAAGUACAUUGAUAACUCGGAUAAGUGCAGGAGACAAGUUAUGUUGUCUUCGUACAACUAUGAUCCAGCAGAAAACAGAGUGAAGCAUUUAUGUUGCGAUAUAUGUAAUGCUAGUUGCUCAUGCGGAAAAGACAAUUGUAAUGAUUAUGAACAUUCAUUCAUGGAUUAUGAGGAACUACAAGAAACAUCUUCUGAUAACUCUGAGAGUGAAAGUGAUACUGAUUCUUUCUAAUUGCUUGUAUUUAACCAUUUAAUAUUGUCUGAAAGACUACUAGUAAUGUUCAGUAUUUGUCAAGUUAUUGACGUGUAAAAAAAGAGCAUUAAAUUUUUGGCUGUUAUUUUUAUACUGUAGUUCAGAGUUGGACGAAAUUUCAAUAUUGACCUUUGAUAUCUGCCAAAUAUUUGUGAUAUGAAGAAUUUUCUAUCUCAGGUUAUUUGUAUAAUCAAAAUAUUAUAUAUGGAAAAUAUGUCCAUUUUAUUUAAACCCUUCUGAAAAAUUGUGGUAUAUUUCUGUCCCCUCUCAUUUUUUCUACAGAUUAUGCAGACAUGAAAGAUAAUUGUGUGAACAUGCAAGAAAAUUCUGUUCAUAUAAAUAAGUCAAAUGUUACGAUAAGUAUGUCACAAGAAUCAACAUAAUAAUCUUGCUUGUUGACAUAAGUAUAUUUCAAAUUACAUAUUAAUUUUUCAUGUUAAUUAAGUUGCAUACCAUGAUGUACAUGAGGUAAUAAAUUGCCAUUAGUGGUCA
This is a messenger RNA of Ostrea edulis (European flat oyster), 2996 nucleotides long. RefSeq names its product ATP-dependent DNA helicase RecQ-like. Lineage: Eukaryota; Metazoa; Mollusca; Bivalvia; Ostreida; Ostreidae. Gene Ontology annotation, molecular function: nucleic acid binding; four-way junction helicase activity; 3'-5' DNA helicase activity. Bases 1272 to 2483 code for a protein of 403 amino acids. The transcript is spliced from 2 exons. The record is from RefSeq and is a predicted model, not a curated record. Gene Ontology annotation, biological process: telomere maintenance; double-strand break repair via homologous recombination. Gene Ontology annotation, cellular component: nucleoplasm; nucleus; cytoplasm.